AGCCCGCGCCGGCCAGAAGGGGCUGUUUGCCUCUGCCGCGGCCUCGGUCGUGGGCGCCGCACGGCGCCCAGCCCGACUCGGAUGCAACAUAAUCGGGUGAGCCAUGUUCAAGAACACGUACCAGUCCGGUUUCUUGUCCGUCCUGUACUCGAUCGGAAGCAAGCCUCUGCAAAUCUGGGACAAGAAGGUCCGCAACGGGCACAUCAAGCGCCUCACGGAUGCCGACAUCCAGUCCAGCGUGCUCGAGAUCAUGGGCACGAAUGUGAGCACCACGUUUAUCGAAUGCCCCGCUGACCCGAAGCAAACACUCGGGAUCAAGCUGCCAUUCCUAGUGAUGAUCAUCAAGAAUCUGAAGAAGUACUUCACCUUCGAGGUCACCGUGCUCGACGACAAGGAAGUGAGGCGCCGCUUCCGCGCGUCGAACUACCAGAGCACCACCCGCGUGAAGCCCUUCAUCUGCACCAUGCCGAUGCGCUUGGACGAGGGCUGGAACCAGAUCCAGUUCAACCUAUCGGACUUCACCCGGCGCGCGUAUGGCACGAACUACAUCGAGACCCUCCGCCUGCAGCUGCACGCGAAUUGCCGAAUCCGCAGGAUCUACUUCUCCGACAGGCUCUACAGCGAGGAGGAGCUGCCCCCGGAGUUCAAGCUCUUCCUGCCCGUGGCCAAGAAGGGCGGAGCGGACACGGCGGCCGCGGGGGCGACGGCGGCCGCGUGAGAGCCCUCCGGCCCGGCGUGCCCCGGCCCCCUCCCUCCGCCUGCGGACCGCCGAAACCUGCGCGGUCUGAGCUGGCGGCCGAGGGGGGCUCACGGCCUGGGGGCGCCGGCUCCGCGUGUCGCGCCGCUGGCCCGACACAACGCGGGCUCUGGCCCACGGCGCUCUCCGGCGCGCCGCGCCGGCCACGCCCGCGUGCCCGGGCGUCGGGCGCCCCGAGCGUCUCGAAGCCUCUCGCCCCGCGAAGCGGAGCGGCACGCCGUCGGCUUGCAGGGCGCAGCGCGUCGCCAGGGUCUCUGGAUCCAGGGCCGCCGCCGCGACACGAUCCGUCAGAGUUCUCGGCCGCAGACCGGGGGCGUAGCCUGCCGGCCUCCGCCUUUCGGCCGUGCCGACUGCUGCUCGCCGUGCUGCUCUCAGAGGAGGAGGGAAAGAAUGCCGAUGC
This is a messenger RNA of Prorocentrum cordatum, 1157 nucleotides long. The record is from the annotation of a GenBank genome assembly. Lineage: Eukaryota; Dinophyceae; Prorocentrales; Prorocentraceae.